AUGAUCAGUAAACUGGUGCAGGAGGUAGGAGUAAUGAUCAGUAAACUGGUACAGGAGAUAGGACUAAUGAUCAGUAGACUGGUGCAGGAGGUAGGAGUAAUGAUCAGUAGACUGGUGCAGGAGGUAGGAGUAAUGAUCAGUAAACUGGUGCAGGAGGUAUCUCGCCAAUAGUAUGUGCGUUCUUUUUUCAUUUAUACUUUGCUGUAUGACUGAGCCAUAACCCAGCCUUGAGUUAUAUGUUGUUCUGUAUGACUGAGCCAUAACCCAGCCUUGAGUUAUAUGUUGUUCUAUAUGAGUGACCAGUGACCCAGUCUUGAGUAUUCCGUUGCCUUGCGUUGCGCUGUGCAGUGCCCCAGGUGUCAGAGACUGAGCGGGAGGAUCUGGAGGAGUCGGAGAAGGUGCAGCGCUGGGUGGAACGUCUGUGUCAGACAUGGCUGGAACAAAUUUCCUGUGUGGAGAACGAGUCCCCAGAGGUACACCUAGAACCCCCUCUCCUAGAACUAUGUAGAACUACCUCUCCUAGAGCUAUGUAGAACCACCUUUCCUAGAACCCCCUUUCCUCCUUGUAUCAGUGAGGACCACCUGUGUUCCUAUCGCAUAUUAUUUUUUUAUUUGUAGGUAAUUGAUAGAUUUGUGGUAGGAUACAGUGAGUCAUUUAUCUUGUUAUUCAAAGACAGUGAUCAUAGUGCUCUGUGACUGUCUGUGUGGAGUACUGUGAUAGCUCUGUGGUUGUGAGUGUCUGAGUGACAGGGCUUGUCCUUCAGAUGUCCCCUCCUCGGUCUCCUGCCUCUGGGCCCAUGGUGAGGCGUUUCCAUGGGGGUCUCUGGCUGGCAACCACUGACCUGGAUGAUUUCAACUUGGAUGAGGUGGACCAGAGUCUGAGGGGGCACCUGAAGAGACUGGACCCCACCCAGCCUUCUUCCUCCCAGCCCCCACCACCCCUACCUCUCCCGCCACCUUCCCCCAGACUCAACCCCACCAUCCCCAACUUCUCUCCCCCCUCACCACGACCAUCGACCCGCAAGCCCCCUCCCUCGGCUUCUACCGCGGCCUCCAGAGGAUGUCAGCCCCUUCCUCCUCCUCCGCCUCCACCUCCUCCUUCUAGGUACCCUCCUCCCUCCUCCUCCUACUCCUCCUCCUCCCACUACCCCCCUCCCUCCCAGGCCACCCUCCUCCCCCCGGCCCACUCCUCAACCUCCACCUCCUCCACCCCCUCCGCCCCCACCUCCCCAGCACCCUGAGGGUACCACCACCAUCACCCCUCCAGUCCUCCAAAGACAAGGAGCGAGUGGGAAGGGGGUGGGUACCUGCCGAGGGGAGGUUACUCCUUGUCCAACGCCAGUGAAAUGACCUACCCCUCGAACUCUAAGGUAGCCUCCCUGGGGUGUCUAUGGUCUGGUCUGAAAACAACCCCUAGCCCCUAGCCCUUGCCUUGCCCCGAAACCUUUUAGCUGAGUUGAUGGGUGCGGACAAGUGUGAGUAACAAUAUUGUUAUGGUUCCCAGUAAACCAUCCAAUUGGUUUAGGGAAGAUACUUUUACAUUGCUGCUUACAUCUUGUUCCUUCAGAUCUCAGAACAUCAAGGGGGCAGGGUAAUUUGUUAGGACAUUAACUCUGCAUGAUCUGUGCCGGGAAGAUGUAUGGGAGAGGAAAACAUCACAAUGACUGAAUGGUGUGAAGAACGACAUCAAUUUCCUCUCCAUUGAAAUGAAAUGCUGGUUUUUAUUCAGUCUGUUUGUGGUGGUGCUGUGUGAUUUGUAAUGUUGUUAUAGUAUUUGACAGCAGUGGGUGUAGAAUCGCAUGGUGUGUUGUGGUGUGAUAUGCAGUAAGUGGUGGGUGUUUUACGUUAAGUUGUCUAUGCAGGCGAGAGAGGCUGUGAGUCAAGAAUGAAUAGCUCAUCUUUAAGUGCAAUAUUUCUCCUCUCUUGAUGUAUGUUCCACUUCAAACCACCCCUUUGAGUGUGUGUGUGUGUGUGUGUAACAUUGAUAUUCCAGUAGCGUUUGGCAAAAGUAAUUCAGGGAUGAAUACACAAUACUCUUUCCCUGGUUCAGGUGAUGAGAAACACUUCCCAUGUCAAUGGUGUAUCCAAUUCAAGCAAUCCCCUGGUAAGUCUGAUAUUUGAGAUUGUUCAGUAAGCCUGCCUAGAAGGAGUUACUUGUGUGAUGUGAACAAAUGUUGAGACAAGCCAUGCCACGUUCUUCACAGUUCUAGAACAUCCCCAGGCCUCUGAUCUUACAGGGUUAAACAUAGAGAUACACAGGGUUAAAUCACAGUUGGUAAAGCUCUGAUGUCAGUGGUUUCAUCAUGAGCUGUUUGUUCUGGGAUUCAGCAGUAGAAUCCUUAUGAGUGCUUUUCAAUAAUGUCCAUGGUGCUCUGCUUCUCACUGUAGACCACUGUAACCCCAUUGUUUGCUGUCAUAUUUGCUGCUCAUCGGAUGUUCCCAAUAGCAAAUAGCUCCUAGCCCACCCAACCAGAGGCGUCAGAUGGCCCCUGCCAUGUCUAAACCAGUCAUGCUACCCCAGAACCAGUCCCAUCGACCUACCCUCCGCUCUGAGGGCGUGGUAAGAAACACAGACUCCUAACCCCCCUCUUUCUCUCUCCCUCAACCCCUUUGUGCACGCUUGCUGUGUUCUCCUGUCACUGUCCCUAGCCGGGGUGCUAGUUGGUUGUCACUGUCCCUAACCAGGGUGCUAGAUGGUUGUCACUGCCCCUAACCAAGGUGCUAGUUUGUUGUCAUUGUCCUAGCCAGGGUGCUCGUUCAAGCUGUUUCCCUGGUUUCUGUGCUGCACCAGACAAGGGUGGUUAGCGUACAGAUGCUAACUUCAUUAUCAGGAUGUUAUCAGGUUGACCCAGAGGCUAGGCAGGCAGAGGCUAUCAUAGCUGUUGGAUGAAAACCUCUUAAAGGUCCAAUGCAGUAGUUUUUAUCUCAAUAUCAAAUCAUUUCUGGGUAACAAUUAAGAACCUUACUGUGAUUGUUUUCAAUUCAAAUGGUCAAAAAUAAACACAUCAUCAUAGCAAAGAGCAAUUUCUCAAGCAAGAAUCUGGCUAGGACGGUCUGGGAGUGGUCUGAGUGGGGAGGGGAACACUGAAAACUAGCUGUUAUUGGCAGAGAGGUUUGGAACUCCCUUUCUUGUUGGUCUAUUAACUAAUUUACCGCCUGGUGAUGUCACCAGGUAGACCAAAACUAGGGCUGUGACAAUACCAGGAUUGCAAUAUUGUUUCCACAGCAAAAGUGAAAACACGAAGAAGACCAAAUUGUUCUGUCCUUUAAAAACCUGCUGUAUGUAAAAUAUUGUGUGCUAAGGUUUAAAAAAAAAAUGUUGGACUCUGGAUGACAACAUAAUUAUGUUUGUUUCCAACAUUAGGGGUGUUAAAUCCGCUUCGUGUUUUGUUUCCUUGCCGUGAUACUCGUUUACAUUAUUAUUCCAACCUCAUAGUGUGGAAAUAUAUAUAAAACACAGGAAAAUCAUGUUUUUGAUUGCACUGUAUUCAAAAUAGAUUCUGAAGUUUCAUAAUUGUAUGUUCGUUAAUGGGAAAAUAUGGCAGUUUUGUCCAUUUCCUGAAAGGUUUCUGUUUUGGAGAUAAAGAGGUUUUCAUCCAACAGCGAGGCUAUGCUAAUGUCCCUUCCUCUCUCCCUGUCACUCUGUCUCUAUGGAGAUAGCACUCACUCUGCUCCCACUGGUCAUUUACCAUAUGUCAGCACCACAGGAGGUUGGUGGCACCUUAAUUGGGGAGGACGGGCUCGUGGUAAUGGCUGGAAUGGCAUCAAAUACAUCAAACACGUGGUUUCCAUGUGUUUGAUGCCAUUCCAUUUACUCUGUUCCAGCCAUUGCUAUGAGCCGUCCUCCCCUCAGCAGCCUCCACUGGUCACCACCAUCCAGAAAAACCAAGAGAGGAUCAGCUCUUUAUAUAUCAUCCAUGUUGUCAAGGGUGAAUCCACAGAGAGUAUUAUCGUCUUUGCAGUUUAUCUACAGAACUUGUCAGUAACAGAGUACUUAACCGUAAGAUGCAGAGAGAAAUAGAUAGAGAGAGGGAGAGAGAAAGAAGAAGCUUAGUGUUGUAGUGUCAAUCUCUUAUGAAUGCUGUCUGGUUCCUGUUACAGCCCCCCGAGAUGCUGAAACGGAUGGUGACGUAUAACACCUCCUUUAGGUCCAACAACAAGAGACAA
Molecule: messenger RNA, 4167 nt
Organism: Coregonus sp. 'balchen'
Lineage: Eukaryota; Metazoa; Chordata; Actinopteri; Salmoniformes; Salmonidae
Source: the annotation of a GenBank genome assembly